CAGGUUGAGAAGUUUAGGAGUCAGUUGAGCAUAAAAAUUCGUACGGUUCGGUUUGGCAAAGAAGCCCACCUCCGAUAAAACUUGAACAAAAUAAUUAUCGUUUCCAAAACAUGAAAAACACACAUUAACGAUCGAGUUGUAAAUCAGGCAACAAAGAACGGAACCGAGCAGCGAACAAACAGUCAUUGCAAAACAAACAAUCGCCCGAAGUGGAUUACAAAAGCGCAAACAUUUCCAAUACGGGAUUGUUUCUCAACAACACUUACAACAAACAAUCUGCUCAAAACAAUAACAACAACAAUAACACAAGAAGUGAUAAUGUGCUCAUAGCAUACGUUACAAUUUGAAAAUUAUAACAAAUUUUGAAUACUGUAGCGACGACGAAACCACUCGAAUUGUGAAUCGAAUCGAAUCGAAUUGAAUUGAAUUGUGCUAUUUUAUUUCAUUCGAGUUGAAAUAGAAAAAUAUCCGAAUAAACUCAAGAACUUGCUCCAUCCAAGCAACCCCAUACAAAACCAAAAAGAAAACAAAAACAAAACUCCCUCAAAAUGAACAGAAACAUUACAUCAGGCUUUGACAUGGCCGCGGAGAUUGCCCACAUCGCCAUCGAGGAAUUCAAAUCGCAUUACGUGACAAAGAACUUCAGUGGAUUAAUGCAGCGAUACUAUUACCUGGUGGAGGAGGACUACGGCGAUCCCCGAUCCAAUCGUUUCCCAAUGAUGUCAAACCCGCUAUACACAUUCGGCUUGGUCGGCAUUUAUUUGUCCUGGGUGCUGGUGAUAGGACCGUAUUUCAUGCGUGAUCGCAAGCCGUUCCAGCUCAAACGAACCAUGGUCAUUUACAAUGCAUUCCAAGUAGCCAUCAGUGCGUACAUGUUCUAUGAGCAUCUUGUAGCAGGAUGGCUGAAUUACAAUCUUAAAUGUCAGCCAGUGGACUAUUCGGAUAGCCCAAUGUCAAAACGGAUGCUGAACCUUUGCUAUGUUUACUACCUAUCAAAGCUGACUGAAUUCGCCGACACAGUGUUCUUUGUGCUCCGCAAGAAGUCGUCGCAAAUCACCUGGUUGCAUGUGUAUCACCACUCUGUAACGCCAUUGGAAACAUGGGUCCUGGUAAAAUUCGUUGCCGGUGGCAAUGCAACAUUCCCCAACCUGCUCAACAAUUUCGUCCACAUUUGCAUGUACUUCUACUACAUGAUGUCCGCCAUGGGUCCAAACUACGCCAAAUUCCUCUGGUGGAAGAAGUAUAUGACAGAAUUGCAAAUCGCUCAAUUCAUUCUCUGCAUCAUUCACACCAUUCGCGCCCUCUUCAGCCAACAGUGCCAGUUCUCCAAAUUCAUUUCCAGCUUGCUGCUGCUCAACUCCUCGAUUUUCUUCUGCCUCUUCAUGAACUUCUACAUACAGGCCUACAAAAAAGGCAAAAACACUACGGCCCUUGCAGCAGCCAACCAGGCAGCAACCUGCGCCAGCGAAUCCCUGCAGAAGCCAAAGUCUUUGGAAGUGAACAACAACCACAACAGCCAGGAUAUCCUGCCAUCAUUAAGUCAAAAGAAGGUCAACUAACGUUGCAUCGGCCUGCGUCCAAACUCUACCGUUAACUACUCCCUAGCUUUCGAACAUCGAGGACGAGCGUACACAGCAGCUCGUUCGCGUACAACAUGGUCGCUGUUCCAUCCGACAGUGACACAUUUUAGUUUAGUGUACCCAUACAUAUAAGAACGAAUUUUAAAGCCUAGCAGUGAGAUGAGACUUGAAGCCGUCAAACUUUUCAGUUUUCAGUACUGCAUUCGAAUUGCUAGUGUCUAUACGCUACAGAGGCGCCCUUCGAUGAAUGGCGGUUCUGGGAUCUAUGUAUGUAAAUUUAUGUAGGCAGCACAUGGACGUGUGCUGGGGAAUGCAUCGCCGGAGAACAUAUUCCCGAGUUGUGAGUUGACCUGCUGGUGAUCAUUCCUCUAUUAGUUUAUGGUUUUUUUGUUUUUGUUUUUUGUUUUCAACACUUUUGAUGUAAAUAUGUAUGUACGUAUGUAGAAUAUUAUUUAGUAUUAUGUAUGUAAGGCAAGUUCGUGUAUAUAUGAAUUGCGAAGGCGAUGCUCGGUCCAGUGAUGGCAUCCUUGAAAGGCUCCGUUGAACGGCGCCACAAGCAGUUUGUAGCCUUGUUGUGCAGUGUGUCCCAUGUCCAUCUUCCUCCCUCACAGACGGGACAAGGCACUGCAAAGAGUCCAACUUCGUCAGCCCAAACACUGUGUUUAAGUCUAAACUAGUCUUUAAUUACGAACAAUUGUAAAGCUAAAAAAACACAAAC
Musca domestica (house fly) is the source of this 2298-nucleotide messenger RNA. Its product is annotated as elongation of very long chain fatty acids protein 7. Gene Ontology annotation, biological process: fatty acid elongation, saturated fatty acid; fatty acid elongation, polyunsaturated fatty acid; fatty acid elongation, monounsaturated fatty acid. The record is from RefSeq and is a predicted model, not a curated record. Bases 549 to 1559 code for a protein of 336 amino acids. Gene Ontology annotation, cellular component: endoplasmic reticulum membrane. The transcript is spliced from 6 exons. Gene Ontology annotation, molecular function: fatty acid elongase activity. Lineage: Eukaryota; Metazoa; Arthropoda; Insecta; Diptera; Muscidae.